Messenger RNA from Symphalangus syndactylus (siamang), 4488 nucleotides. RefSeq names its product transmembrane channel like 6 (gene TMC6). Lineage: Eukaryota; Metazoa; Chordata; Mammalia; Primates; Hylobatidae. The record is from RefSeq and is a predicted model, not a curated record. Gene Ontology annotation, cellular component: plasma membrane. Gene Ontology annotation, molecular function: mechanosensitive monoatomic ion channel activity.
CGAUCCCGGUCCCGGGUCCUGCCAGACCCGGCUGCUUCUCCCAUGCGGGGACAGCGGCAACCCCUCCUGAAUUCCUUUCGGCCUCUGGGGCCAUUUGGCAGCAGAGUUGCCUUCCCGGGUGCUCCUGGCGCUCCCAGGGCUUGACCCUCCGGCUCAGACAGAGCUGGGAGCGGCAGGGGCGGGGAGGGCAGUGUGGGGAGCCAAAUCCGCAGCCCCCACCCAGAUCCCCCAGCCGAGCCCCGGGGCACUGGGAGGGGAGGGGCUGUGGCCGGGAUGGGAAGGGGCGGGGAGGCCACUGGCCGCGAGGGGCGAGGGACAGGGAGGCCGGCUGGGCGGGUUCGGUGGCCCCCGAGUUGCAGCCGCUCUGGACUCCGGGGCCAGGUUGCGGUUCUCCCUGGGUAGCGGCUGCUCCCGGGGGGCUCGCUACCGGCUGGGGUGGGGGGUUCUUGGAAACGCGCGCCACCCAGCCCCUCCCCACCUGGCUCAGGAAUGGUGCGCCUGGAAACUCCGCUGGACUUGCCUGGGCCUCGGGGCGGGGUGCUGGGUCCCCGGGUCCCCGGGUUCCCUGAGCUUAGAAGGGCCUGUCUGGAGGAAGGGAUUCCAGCUUUAGGGACUGGGUGGGGCGUCCUCAGCCCCUCCUUCGGCAGCUGUCCCGUGUUAGGCUGGGUGGGGCCGCCUCGGACCCAGCUCUGGGCUGGUUUUCCCACGUCUUUGCUCCUGCUGGAGGGAGGGGGUGGUGUGGGGCCUGGGCCCGAAGAUGGCACCCAGGACACUGAGGGAGGGCACCGUCUGGUCCUGUGACUGGCACCCCUGCAAGGAGCUGCUCUGUCGGGGCACCCGGGCUUUGCCUUUCCGAGGAAGCGCCCUUCAACCCGGCCGACUUUGAGCCCUGAGUUCCUGAGGGUGGGCGCAGGAGGAGCCCGGCGCAGAGGCGGGCAGGACUCGCUGGUGGCUGGGAGCUGAGUCCUGGCUCCACUCACAGAGUGAACAGGCCCUGAACCCAGGGCCACAGGCAAGGCUGCUCUGGUUCCAGUUGUGCUGGGUGACAGCAGAGCCAGGACAAAGGAGGCCUGUUGAGGUCCUGGCCACCCCUCCCCAGUCGGCCGCUCUGGGAUGAUGGAAUGCAGGGCAGUGGGUCUUCUGAGAACAUGAAGACCUCGGCGCCCUGACGGGGGUGGCAUGGAGUGACCUCUGUGUGUGGGGGAGGAGCCUCCUGUGCUGCUUCCGCCUGGGGCUGGUGGGGGGUGAGGGCUCCAGCAGCUCAUUUCCUGCUAGAGGAAGUGCUUUGGGGUCACAGGGCAGACGCAGAGAAGGCCUCCAGCCUGCUCUACCUUUCUCUCCAAAAAGGAGAUGUCUCUGUGCCAGAACCCUGGGCAUGGAGGUCCUGAAAGGGGCUGUGUCUACAGGCACCCUACCUCUUCCCCAUUUCCCAGGGACUGGCGACAUUGAGGAAACACAUGGGGAACUACAGACCCCACACCCUUCCUUCCUCUCUCCCCUCCCCAGACACUGGAGGGGGCCCCCCAUUCCAUUCUGGCAUGAGGCUUAUUCAGUGCCUGACCAUGUGUUUACCUGGGGUGAUAGGGGGGCGGGCAAGACUGCCUGGGCUGUGAGUGGCACCUCCCGUGGUCUCCCCGGGAAUGGGUGGUGUGGACGCCUGCCAGGCAUUGAAGGCCACCCCUGGCUCAGUGCCCCUCUCAUCAGAUGGGCAGCAGGAGGCUCCGGAGGUGGCGCCCAGGUUCUGAACUGCCCUAGGUCUGCAGACUAGCGGACAUUGGCCAGAGACAUGGCCCAGCCCCUGGCCUUCAUCCUCGAUGUCCCUGAGACCCCAGGGGACCAGGGCCAGGACCCCAGCCCGUAUGAUGAAAGCGAAGUGCAUGACUCCUUCCAGCAGCUCAUCCAGGAGCAGAGCCAGUGCGAGGCCCAGGAGGGGCUGGAGCUGCAGCAGAGAGAGCGGGAGGCCACAGGAAGUGGCCAGCAGACACUCUGGCGGCCCGAGGGCACCCAGAGCGCGGCCACACUCCGCAUCCUGGCCAGCAUGCCCAGCCGCACCAUUGGCCGCAGCCGAGGUGCCAUCAUCUCCCAGUACUACAACCGCACGGUGCAGCUUCGGCGCAGGAGCAGCCGGCCCCUGCUUGGGAACUUUGUCCGCUCCGCCCGGCCCAGCCUCCGCCUGUACGACCUGGAGCUGGACCCCAUGGCCCCAGAGGAGGAGGAGAAGCAGAGCCUGCUGGUGAAGGAGCUCCAGAGCCUGGCGGUGGCACAGCGGGACCACAUGCUUCGAGGGAUGCCCUUAAGCCUGGCUGAGAAACGCAGCCUGCGAGAGAAGAGCAGGACCCUGAGGGGGAAGUGGAGGGGCCAGCCGGGCAGCGGCGGGGUCUGCUCCUGCUGUGGUCGGCUCAGAUAUGCCUGCGUCCUGGCCUUGCACAGCCUGGGGCUGGCGCUGCUCUCCGCCCUGCAGGCCCUGACGCCGUGGCGCUACGCCCUGAAGCGCAUCGGGGGCCAGUUCGGCUCCAGCGUGCUCUCCUACUUCCUCUUUCUCAAGACCCUGCUGGCUUUCAACGCCCUCCUGCUGCUGCUGCUGGUGGCCUUCAUCAUGGGCCCGCAGGUCGCCUUCCCACCCACCCUGCCGGGCCCUGCCCCCGUCUGCACAGGCCUGGAGCUCCUCACAGGCGCGGGUUGCUUCACCCACACCGUCAUGUACUACGGCCACUACAGUAAUGCCACACUGAACCAGCCGUGUGGCAGCCCCCUGGAUGGCAGCCAGUGCACACCCAGGGCGGGCGGCCUGCCCUACAACAUGCCCCUGGCCUACCUCUCCACUGUGGGCGUGAGCUUCUUUAUCACCUGCAUCACCCUGGUGUACAGCAUGGCUCACUCUUUCGGGGAGAGCUACCGGGUGGGCAGCACCUCUGGCAUCCACGCCAUCACCGUCUUCUGCUCCUGGGACUAUAAGGUGACGCAGAAGCGGGCCUCCCGCCUCCAGCAGGACAAUAUUCGCACCCGGCUGAAGGAGCUGCUGGCCGAGUGGCAGCUGCGGCAGAGCCCCAGGAGCAUGUGCGGGAGGCUGCGGCAGGCGGCUGUGCUGGGGCUUGUGUGGCUGCUGUGUCUGGGGACCGCGCUGGGCUGCGCUGUGGCCAUCCACGUCUUCUCGGAGUUCAUGAUCCAGAGUCCAGAGGCUGCUGGCCAGGAGGCUGCGCUGCUGGUCCUGCCCCUGGUGGUUGGCCUCCUCAACCUGGGGGCCCCCUACCUGUGCCGUGUCCUGGCCGCCCUGGAGCCGCAUGACUCCCCGGUACUGGAGGUGUACGUGGCCAUCUGCAGGAACCUCAUCCUCAAGCUGGCCAUCCUGGGGACACUGUGCUACCACUGGCUGGGCCGCAGGGUGGGCGUCCUGCAGGGCCAGUGCUGGGAGGACUUCGUGGGCCAGGAGCUGUACCGGUUCCUGGUGAUGGACUUCAUCCUCAUGUUGCUGGACACGCUUUUUGGGGAACUGGUGUGGAGGCUGGGGGUGCUCUUCUCGCCCCUCCUCCCUGCCGUGCAGAUCAUCAAGCUGCUGCUCGUCUUCUAUAUCAAGAAGACCAGCCUUCUGGCCAACUGCCAGGCGCCGCGCCGGCCCUGGCUGGCCUCACACAUGAGCACCGUCUUCCUCACGCUGCUCUGCUUCCCCGCCUUCCUGGGUGCCGCUGUCUUCCUCUGCUACGCCGUCUGGCAGGUGAAGCCCUCAAGCACCUGCGGCCCCUUCCGGACCCUGGACACCAUGUACGAGGCCGGCAGGGUGUGGGUGCGCCACCUGGAGGCGGCAGGCCCCAGGGUCUCCUGGCUGCCCUGGGUGCACCGGUACCUUGUGGAAAACACCUUCUUUGUCUUCCUGGUGUCAGCCCUGUUGCUGGCCGUGAUCUACCUCAACAUCCAGGUGGUGCGGGGCCAGCGGAAGGUCAUCUGCCUGCUCAAGGAGCAGAUCAGCAAUGAGGGGGAGGACAAAAUCUUCUUAAUCAACAAGCUUCACUCCAUCUACGAGAGGAAGGAGAGGGAGGAAAGGAGCAGGCCCCAACUGGACCCUAGGCAAGAGUGAGUGGCACUCCUCUGCCAGGACUCCAGGUGAGCCCCGGCCUCUUCUUGCUGCCGUCCCAGACAACAGAAGUUACCAGAUGAACAGACUUGGAUGGGCCACGGGGGUGGAGAGCUAGAAAGCUUGGUUGUGCCUCUCGAUGAUUAUUAAGAUUUCAAUAUUUACAGCAAAACCACAAAGCAGAUGAUAGAAUAAAGCAAAACAAUGGAAAGUCUGAGUUCACUCAUGAGAGGUACGUAUGUGAGCUCUGAGGAAAUUAUAGAGGGAACGCAUGCAGCAGGACAGCUCUCCCAAUCGCAGCAUGCGAAGUAGACAUCCAUAGUAUCUUUUGAAAAAUGAAAAACACAUUACUUUGAACAGCCAAGAAAAAAAAUUGCAAUUUAUUAAGAUUCAAUAAAGCGUUGUACUUUCGAAAGCAA